Merops nubicus (carmine bee-eater) is the source of this 1075-nucleotide messenger RNA. RefSeq names its product solute carrier family 30 (zinc transporter), member 8 (gene SLC30A8). The annotation marks the transcript as partial. Gene Ontology annotation, molecular function: zinc ion transmembrane transporter activity. The record is from RefSeq and is a predicted model, not a curated record. Gene Ontology annotation, cellular component: plasma membrane. NCBI's taxonomy places the organism in Eukaryota, Metazoa, Chordata, Aves, Coraciiformes, Meropidae. The transcript has 7 exons. Gene Ontology annotation, biological process: response to glucose; response to zinc ion; insulin secretion.
GAUAAGCUGGCAUCAGAAUAAUGUAAAUGAAGAGAGGCAGCAUGAGGAAGCAGAAGUUACUGAAGCUAAUCCAGCGUAUCACUGUCACGGCUACUCACAGGCCUGCGAGGAUGGAAAAAGGGAGCAGCAUCAGGCCAGGAGGAAGCUCUGCGUAGCAUCAGUAAUUUGCAUCUUCUUCAUGGCUGCUGAAAUUAUAGGGGAGUAUAUCGCCGGGAGCCUGGCGGUGGUAACCGACGCGGCGCACAUACUGGUGGACCUGACAAGCUUCCUCAUCAGCCUCUUCUCACUGUGGCUCGCCUCCAAACCUCCCACCAAACAGUUAACUUUUGGGUGGCACCGAGCAGAAAUUCUGGGAGCUUUGAUGUCUAUGCUAAUCAUUUGGAUGGUGACUGGUUUGUUGAUAUAUUUGGCUAGCAUGAGGCUGCUACACUCCGAUUACAAUGUUGAUGCUACCGUGAUGCUCAUUACCUCUGCUUGUGCCGUGGUUGCCAACAUCCUACUAAGCCUGAUUCUGCACCAGACCAGCCACAAGCACUGCCAUGGGGCACAAGCCAGGGACCACAUGCCAGCGCCUUUGGAAAAGCCAGCUCUGAGCAAUGCCAGUCUGCAGGCAGCCUUCGUGCAUGCCAUUGGAGAUCUAUUCCAGAGUAUUAGUGUGCUAAUUAGUGCACUUAUCAUCUUCUUUAAGCCAGAAUACAAAAUAGCUGACCCAAUCUGCACAUUUGUGUUUUCCAUCUUUGUUUUGGCAACCACCAUCACCAUUUUAAGGGAUAUUUUGAUGGUGUUAAUGGAAGGAACAUCAAAAGGACUUGCUUAUAAUGCAGUGAGAGCAAGAAUUUUAGCAGUUGAGAAAGUGGAGUCUGUUCACAACCUUCAUCUUUGGUCUCUGACAAUGAAUCAAACUAUGCUAUCUGCUCAUGUUGCCACAGCAGACACAGCGGACAGCCAGAAGAUUUUGAGAGCUAUUAUGCAAGCCCUCUCUGAGCACUACAGCUUCCACUCCAUCACCAUUCAGAUUGAAUCGGGAGAGGAUCAAAAACAAGACUGUGUCUUCUGCCAAGAGCCCAGGGAUUAA